Candidula unifasciata is the source of this 1254-nucleotide messenger RNA. Lineage: Eukaryota; Metazoa; Mollusca; Gastropoda; Stylommatophora; Geomitridae. The record is from the annotation of a GenBank genome assembly.
AUGGAUCUAACCAGUAAUAUGGAUCUAACCAGUACUAUGGAUCUAACCAGUACUAUGGAUCUAACCAGUAAUAUGGAUCUAACCAGUACUAUGGAUCUAACCAGUAAUAUGGAUCUAACCAGUACUAUGGAUCUAACCAGUAAUAUGGAUCUAAACAGUACUAUGGAUCUAACCAGUAAUAUGGAUCUAAACAGUACUAUGGAUCUAACCAGUAAUAUGGAUCUAAACAGUACUAUGGAUCUAAACAGUAAUAUGGAUCUAAACAGUACUAUGGAUCUAACCAGUAAUAUGGAUCUAAACAGUACUAUGGAUCUAACCAGUGAUAUGGAUCUAAACAGUACUAUGGAUCUAACCAAUAAUAUGGAUCUAAACAGUACUAUGGAUCUAACCAGUAAUAUGUACCUAACCAGUAAUAUGGAUCUAACCAGUAAUAUGGAUCUAAACAGUACUAUGGAUCUAACCAGUAAUAUGGAUCUAAACAGUACUAUGGAUCUAACCAGUAAUAUGGAUCUAAACAGUACUAUGGAUCUAACCAGUAAUAUGGAUCUAACCAGUACUAUGGAUCUAACCAGUAAUAUGGAUCUAACCAGUAAUAUGUACUUAACCAGUAAUAUGGAUCUAACCAGUACUAUGUACCUAACCAGUAAUAUGGAUCUAACCAGUAAUAUGGAUCUAACCAGUAAUAUGUACCUAACCAGUAAUAUGGAUCUAACCAGUAAUAUGUACCUAACCAGUAAUAUGGAUCUAACCAGUACUAUGGAUUUAACCAGUAAUAUGGAUCUAAACAGUACUAUGGAUCUAACCAGUAAUAUGGAUCUAAACAGUACUUUUUUCAUGGGGAGGCAGUGGCUGGAUCUAACCAGUAAUAUGGAUCUAAACAGUACUAUGGAUCUAACCAGUAAUAUGGAUCUAAACAGUACUAUGGAUCUAACCAGUAAUAUGGAUCUAAACAGUACUAUGGAUCUAACCAGUAAUAUGGAUCUAAACAGUACUAUCGAUCUAACCAGUAAUAUGGAUCUAAACAGUACUAUGGAUCUAACCAGUAAUAUGGAUCUAAACAGUACUAUGGAUCUAACCAGUAAUAUGGAUCUAACCAGUACUAUGUACCUAACCAGUAAUAUGGAUCUAACCAGUAAUAUGGAUCUAACCAGUAAUAUGUACCUAACCAGUAAUAUGGAUCUAACCAGUAAUAUGUACCUAACCAGUAAUAUGGAUCUAACCAGUACUAUGGAUAUAACCAGUUCUAGGAUCUAA